UUCCAGAAGGAUCCAAAUGUAAGCCCUCUUUUCUGGUUCUAUCUGUAUAUAAAGGCAGGUUGUGGCCACAUAGAACAACUCAACUCUUUGACAACUCCUCUCUACUUUUGGAUCUUUGCACAGCCUUCUUUUAACCCCCUCCACUGCACUUCUUCUCAAACACUCUUUCAAAGGGUGUCCAAAGAAAAAAAAAAGGCUUAAAAUUGGACCAAGACUGACCAAGCAACAACAAUCUGAGAAGUUAUGGAUAUUGCCAUCCAGUACCCGUGGUUCAGACGUGCCCUGAGCUACCCCUCUCGCCUCUUUGACCAGUUCUUUGGAGAAGGUCUGUUCGAUCAUGACCUUUUCCCCUUUUCUGCCUCCACCAUCAGCCCUUACUACCGCCACUCCCUCUUCCGCAGUUUCCUGGACUCCUCCAACUCUGGCAUCUCUGAGGUGAGGUCUGACAGGGACAGGUUCAUGGUUUUCCUGGAUGUGAAGCACUUCUCCCCUGAGGAGCUCAACGUAAAGGUGGUAGAAGACUAUGUGGAGAUUCACGGCAAGCAUUCAGAGAGACAGGACGACCAUGGCUACAUCUCACGAGAGUUCCACCGCCGCUACCGUCUACCCUCCAACGUUGAUCAGUCAGCCAUCACCUGUUCGCUUUCAGGUGAUGGCCUGCUCAACAUCUGUGGCCCAAAAACAAGUGGCUCAGAAUAUGGGCGUGGGGAUCGCACCAUUCCUGUCACCCACGAUGACAAACCCAAUCCUACCCCUUCCUCUUAG
This is a messenger RNA of Hemibagrus wyckioides, 765 nucleotides long. It is a transcript of the gene cryaa, whose product is annotated as crystallin, alpha A. The coding region runs from base 244 to 765 and encodes 173 amino acids. Gene Ontology annotation, molecular function: protein folding chaperone; structural constituent of eye lens. Lineage: Eukaryota; Metazoa; Chordata; Actinopteri; Siluriformes; Bagridae. The record is from RefSeq and is a predicted model, not a curated record. The transcript has 3 exons. Gene Ontology annotation, biological process: lens development in camera-type eye; protein refolding; response to heat.